GCGGACGUAGCCUCCCUUUCACCUCCCGGAGCCCUCGUGUGAGGAUUAUCAGGUCUUUAAACCCUUUUUGUGGCAAUCCUUGGUAGCACUGACAAGAUGCCCAGGGAAGACAGGGCUACGUGGAAGUCCAACUAUUUUCUGAAAAUCAUCCAACUCCUGGAUGAUUUUCCAAAAUGCUUUAUCGUGGGGGCGGACAAUGUUGGCUCAAAGCAAAUGCAACAGAUCCGUAUGUCCCUUCGAGGAAAAGCUGUUGUGCUGAUGGGAAAGAACACCAUGAUGCGCAAGGCUAUCCGUGGUCAUUUGGAGAACAACUCUGCUCUGGAGAAGCUUCUGCCUCACAUCAAAGGAAAUGUGGGAUUUGUAUUCACCAAGGAAGAUCUCACAGAAGUGCGAGAUAUGUUACUUGCAAACAAGGUACCUGCUUCUGCCCGUGCUGGAGCUAUUGCACCUUGCGAAGUCACAGUGCCUGCUCAGAACACUGGUUUGGGCCCUGAGAAGACUUCCUUCUUCCAGGCUUUGGGAAUCACUACUAAAAUCUCCAGAGGAACUAUUGAAAUUCUGAGUGAUGUACAGCUGAUUAAGACUGGAGAUAAAGUAGGUGCCAGCGAAGCCACUCUGCUGAACAUGUUGAACAUUUCUCCAUUCUCCUUUGGUUUAAUCAUCCAACAAGUGUAUGACAAUGGAAGCAUCUACAGCCCAGAGGUCUUGGAUAUCACAGAAGAUGCCCUGAGAGCUCGCUUUUUGGAGGGUGUCCGUAAUGUGGCUAGUGUUUGUCUGCAGAUUGGUUAUCCCACUGUUGCAUCUGUACCUCACUCUAUCAUCAAUGGAUACAAGAGGGUUCUUGCUGUUGCAGUGGAGACUGACUACAGCUUCCCAUUGGCAGACAAGGUCAAGGCUUUCUUGGCUGAUCCAUCUGCAUUUGCUGUUGCAGCUCCUGUUGCAGAGACUGCUGCAGCUCCAGCUGCUGCUGCUGCACCUGCUAAGGAGGAGAAGGAAGAGUCUGAGGAGUCUGAUGAUGACAUGGGAUUUGGUCUAUUUGACUAAGAGAAAUCAGUCCAAUUACUUCAAUAAAACUCCAUUCAACAAA
Molecule: messenger RNA, 1087 nt
Organism: Hyla sarda
Lineage: Eukaryota; Metazoa; Chordata; Amphibia; Anura; Hylidae
Gene: RPLP0
Product: ribosomal protein lateral stalk subunit P0
Exons: 8
Coding region: 97-1044 (315 amino acids)
Biological process (GO): cytoplasmic translation; ribosome biogenesis; ribosomal large subunit assembly
Cellular component (GO): cytosolic large ribosomal subunit
Molecular function (GO): large ribosomal subunit rRNA binding; structural constituent of ribosome
Source: RefSeq, a predicted model, not a curated record